AUGUGUCAAAGAGAAUGAACGAUUUGAUAAGCAAUUGUAGGUUGAAUCUAUUGAAUUUCGUCAAUGACGAAUCGUCAUAAAUGUUUAGAUAAGAAACAGAAGAUGGGGUUUAAAAAUAGAAGGGUAACGUAAUACACAAAGGCAUUAUAUAAUUUAAGUUAAAAUGUGUACCAUACCCCCAGCGCCGCCCCCACCACCGGCAUCCAUUCCGACCAGCAAUAGUUCACCACCAAAAUUAUCAGAUUUUUCGCCUACAUUUAAUAACAAUGAUAUUUGCGAAUGGGCCAACCGUGAACCCCAGCUAUGGGAAGUUUGUGCUAAAAAUGAUAUCUGUUUACAUGAAGCUCCAUUUCAUUACAAAUACAAACAUUUCGAGUCAAUUAUGCAAGUAGGACCAACCUGUGGAUUAGUUGCUCUAUCCAUGUUAUUAAAUGGAGAAGUCACGCCCGAUGAACUUCUAGAUAUAAGUAAAAUAGAUGGUUAUAGUAAUAAUGGAGAAAUGUUCAGCUGUAACAACAUGGCUAAGUUAGCUGAAAAGGCCAUUAGUUUGGCGGAAAUAAAAAACGUUGAUGUUUAUGUAAAGACUGGGAAUCUAUUUAGUGAAGAAAUUAUACUGGAAUUAUUAAAUGGUGCUAUUUUACUGAUUGCAUAUGAUGCAGAUUUCAAUCAUUCACCCUGCCUACGACACGGCCACACUGCUCACUGGGCUCUCGUCUGUGGUAUAGUUGUAAUAAAAGACCCCGGUGACGAUUACAUUGCUGAUUCUAGUAAUAUAUACGUCCUGUGUCGACAUGGAAAAUCAAGAUUCCUUGCAGCUUGGACGUUGAACGAUUUAGAUAAAAGUAAUAAGAAUUUAUGGGAAUUUUCACCAAAGAAACAGGAGGACGGUUUGAAGUAUGUGCUUCCCGAAGGUGGUAUUGGGGAGGUAAAUGGUUUGAGAGACAAGUUUUUACUAUUUAAAGGCUUGUAAAUUGUAUCAAUAUAGUAUAUUUUAAACAUUCUUGAUCUAAUCUAAAUUGCACAAUUUAAAUGGUGAUGAAAAUAUCCAACUAGAAAAAUAUAUUGUUAUAUUAUAUAAUUAUAUUCUUAUAUGUA
Molecule: messenger RNA, 1095 nt
Organism: Melitaea cinxia (Glanville fritillary)
Lineage: Eukaryota; Metazoa; Arthropoda; Insecta; Lepidoptera; Nymphalidae
Product: UPF0692 protein CG33108
Exons: 2
Coding region: 164-970 (268 amino acids)
Source: RefSeq, a predicted model, not a curated record